Molecule: messenger RNA, 2277 nt
Organism: Papaver somniferum (opium poppy)
Lineage: Eukaryota; Viridiplantae; Streptophyta; Magnoliopsida; Ranunculales; Papaveraceae
Product: NAP1-related protein 2-like
Exons: 13
Coding region: 521-1855 (444 amino acids)
Biological process (GO): nucleosome assembly
Cellular component (GO): nucleus; chromatin
Molecular function (GO): histone binding; chromatin binding
Source: RefSeq, a predicted model, not a curated record
GUCGUGUGCACUUGAAAUGACAAAAAUAGCCCUCAGUGUUUUUAACCCAACAACCCGCUUCCUCCCAUCGUCAUCAAUCGAACCUGUGUCGUUCCUUCACCACCAGCACUAGCACGGUAACAGCUACCACCCCCGACUCUCACACCACGUUCCUUCACCACCAACACCAUUACCACCACCGUAACACCACCAGCCCCAACUCCUCUCCACGUCACAGCAAUCAUAAUCAAAACCCUAACCAUAGUUCCAAGAACAAAAGCCCUAACCAGCGAUUCACCACCCGCCAAUACACCAUCAACACCACCGUAACCAGCUAAAUCAUCGCCACUACACAGCCAUACUGCAGCCUAUAAUUGUUUUGCAGAGGAAGAUGAGUAGGGCUGACUACAUUGAGCACAUUUCCGUACUUUUUUGUUUCUCCACUCUCAAUUUCGGCUAACCAUACAAUUAAAGUUCAGGCAGCGUGUAGCUUCCUUCAAUAGAUGAAGCGCAGGAGUUUGACUCAAAGAUUAGUUGUUUAAUGAAGGACAGAAUACCUCAUCUCCGUCGAAGUCCUAGACUAAUUGGACAAAGGCAUCCUCAACUACAGGUUCGUCAAGUUUUGACUAAACAAAAGCGUAAUACUGUGACUGAAAGCGCUAAUAUGAAGAAAACAAGAGGUGUUGAAAACACAAAUCAGGGAACAGAAACAAGUAGUAGCAAUAACUCUCAAGGUAAUGCGGUAGUAUUCAUUCCACGACGAAGUCUUAGAAUUUCAGAACAACUUCAACUUCGAGAAGUGGAUAUCCAGAAAGAAAGAGAUGACCUUCAGGGAACAAGAACAAGUUGCAGUAACAACCCGCAAGGUAAUGCAGUAGUAUCCAUUCACUGUCGAGGAGCAAAUCUACAAAGACGUCAAAAUGCUUAUAAUUCGAUGACUGAAACUGAAACGAAAGCACAUCCAAAAAGACGUCGAGAUGCUAGGAAGAAAACAAGAGACAUUGGCACAGACGGUGAAAGAAGCAAGAAACGUCCACUUGAAGUGGAUGAACUACCGGAGCUUCAUGCUGAAGACAGGGAGAAAAUAGCAAGUGUUGGAACCAACAAUGGCCAAAAAGCAGAAACAAGUAAAGAUCAGUGGUGUGGGAUUUUUACUGGAGCAAUGGAAAUAGAGGAAGAAAACAAGACGAAGAUUGCUUUGGAUGCAAUUGAGAGCAUACAAGACAAGCUUGUAGUGAUUAGAGGCGAAGAAUACCGUGAAUGCUCUGCAGUGGAGCGAAAAUUGGAGAAAAACGCAUGUGAAGAACGCCAAGUGGUUAUUGAGCAGAAAUCUAAUAAAGAUAUGAGACAUCUUUAUCUGGAAAGAGAUGAGAUUUUUAAAGCAAUUCCAAACUUCUGGUUAUUUGCUUUUUUGGGUCAUCACGCACUUGGCGAUCUUUUUGGGGAGGAAGAUCAAAAGAUAUUCAGGUUCGUAAAUUCUAUGGAUGUUGAAGAUGAGGAAGAUGUCGUAUCUGGGUACAGGAUCACAUUAAAGUUCAAUGACAACCCAUACUUCACAAACAGAAGUCUCACAAAGAGAAUCACAUUCUGUAAAGAUGAAACUACCAACUUAAGUGCUGUCGAGAUCGACUUGAAGGAUGGCAUGCAGGCCAUUACUACUGAAUAUUUACACGACAUGCCCGAUCUUGAUACAGGCUUCUUUACUUGGUUUUGUGCUCCUCAAGUUAUUAGAGAACGGUAUCAUGAUGAGGUGUCCGAGCUAAUCAAAAAUGAAUUGUGGCCAAAUGCGCUCAAGUAUUUCGUCAACGGAAAUGAAAGUGGUGAAGAGGAUGAACAACCAAAUAGGCAUCGAGGAACUACGCGAAAAAGGAGUUGAGGAAUGAGACAGCUAGCCUCUAUCUAGUUGGUGUCUUCAGUGCUGCUUUGGGGAUGAUUAGAUGGAGUAUUACUUAAAAAAUCAACAGCACCUAUAUACUCCCUCCGUUAUGAAACCAGCCUAUUGUUUAGGAACGGAGGGAGUAUACGUUAUUAUGUUAUAGAAGUUUGAAAUUAUUUAUAUUAAUCGAGUUAGAUGUAAUAUACUGAAGUUUUAAGAGAAGUGAUUGAUAGAGACUAACUACUGAACUCCUCAGGGCCAGCCUCUUAUUUCCAUUAAUUCAUUGAGGCCUGGUUUUGAUCAACUGCUCAACUGAUAAGGGAGAAGUCUUCACAUCAUGUGAGGUCUGGUUUUGAUUUUCUAAAAACUUUGACUUCCUUUUGUAGGUUCGUUUUGAAUAUUAGUUGAGCAGUUAAUAUAGA